CAAAGAGAUGGGUAAGCUAGAUGAAGAUGUUAUUAGUGAACUGCGAAAAAGGUUAGUUAUAGAACCAAGGAAACAGCUUCCUCCUCCAAUUGUAUUGCCUGAGAGACGGUUAGAACAUCUGGUUGAAACUAGCGUAACAGCUCAAAUUGAUUCAUGUAUAUAUCAUAAUUCCCGAGAUGCAGUUUCUCUUUAUGAGGAUCAUUGCUGUGGCAGAGAUCAGAUACCUACAGAAACUGUUCAGAUUUUGACUGCGCAUAGCAAUGAAGUUUGGUUUAUACAAUUUUCAAAUAAUGGAGAGUACUUAGCCUCUUCUUCAAGUGACUGUACAGCUAUUAUAUGGAAGGUUAUGGAUAAUGAUAAGCUGACAAUGAAACACAGACUCCGAAGCCAUCAGAACCCCGUGUCCUUUGUGGCUUGGAGCCUGGAUGACACAAAGUUGCUCACAUGUGGAAACUUGGAAGUUCUCAAGCUUUGGGAUGUAGAAACAGGCACUUGCAAGCAUACAUUUGGGGACCAUGGCUUCACGGUCAACUCAUGUGCUUGGUUUCCCGACUCAAAGAGAAUCGUUUGUUGGAGUUCUGACCCUGAAAAAGGCAUCUGCAUGUGGGACUCUGAUCCUGAGAUGAAAGCAUGGAGGGGCAUGCGCAUGCCCAAGGUUUUGGAUCUUGCUGUUACAUCAGAUGGUGAAAACCUUAUCGGCAUAUUCUCCGACAAAGAAAUCCGGAUAUUAAACUUGAGGACAAAUGCUGAACAAGUUAUCUUAGAGGAGCAUUCAAUCACAUCUCUUUCAGUUUCCAUGGACAGUAAGUUCUUUAUUGUCAACCUGAAUAGCCAAGAGAUACAUUUGCGGGAUGUUGCCGGAAAACGGGCAAAGCCUUUAAAGUAUACAGGACACAAGCAAAACAAGUAUGUCAUACGGUCCUGCUUUGGUGGGAUCAAUAGCAUGUUUAUUGCCAGUGGUAGCGAGAACACACAGGUAUAUAUAUGGAACCGACAAAGGUCUACACCGUAA
This is a messenger RNA of Hibiscus syriacus, 1012 nucleotides long. RefSeq names its product WD repeat-containing protein WDS homolog. Lineage: Eukaryota; Viridiplantae; Streptophyta; Magnoliopsida; Malvales; Malvaceae. Gene Ontology annotation, molecular function: protein binding. The record is from RefSeq and is a predicted model, not a curated record. The transcript has 4 exons. Bases 8 to 1012 code for a protein of 334 amino acids.